Messenger RNA from Puma concolor (puma), 1113 nucleotides. The record is from RefSeq and is a predicted model, not a curated record. Lineage: Eukaryota; Metazoa; Chordata; Mammalia; Carnivora; Felidae.
AUGGAGGGCAGGUGGAAAGGCAUCUCGACCGUGCUGGUCAUUCUGGCUGGGCUGGCAGCUUCUGGAUCCAGCUAUCAAAUCAUAGAAGGUCCCAAGAACGCAACGGUGCUGGAGGGCUCGGAGGCUCGCUUCAACUGCACGGUCUCACAGGGCUGGAGGCUCAUCAUGUGGGCUCUGAAUGGCACGGUGGUUCUGAGCAUCACGCCCUCAAAGCCCAUCAUCACCAACGACCGCUUUACCUCUGCGAGCUACGAAGAGGGCGGCAACUCCAUCUCGGAGAUGAUAAUCCAUGAUGUGCAGCUCCGUGACGCGGGGCACAUCAAGUGCAGCCUCCAGAACAGUGACCGUGAUGCAUCCGCUUUCCUUUCAGUGCAAGUUAUGGGGGCGUUGCUCAUUCCCGGAGGCAACCUUGUAGUCGCGGAGGAUGAACCUUGUAAUGUGAGUUGCCAUGCAUGGGGCUGGAUCCCGCCCCCAGGUAUUUCCUGGGAUAUCGGCGUUCCCGUGAGCCACUCGAGCUAUCAUUCUGUUCCGGAGCCCAACAAUCCCCAAAGUGCAGUGAGCGUCCUGACUCUCACACCACAGGGCAACGGGACUUUGACUUGUGUGGCUACCAUGAAAGGGCUGCAUGCCCACAAGUCUGUAACUGUGAAUCUUACUGUGGUUCAGCCUCCUUUGGGCAGUAUUGAUAAAGCAGGUACAUCAUUGCCUACCUGGGCCAUAAUUCUGCUUGCAGUAUCAUUUUCAUUGCUUUUGAUCCUGAUCAUUGUUCUGAUUAUAAUAAUCUGCUGCUGUUGUGUCUCCGGGAGAGAGAGAAAAGAAUCUAGUUAUCAAAGUGAAAUAAGGAAAUCUGCAAGUGUGAAGACAAACAAAGAAACUUUUGAGACAAACUUAGAAAGUGGCAGUGAAAACCUGGGCUACCAUUCAGAUGAGCCACGGACGGCAAAACUUGCUUCUUUUGCUCCAGUGUCCUCUGAAUCCAGUGUUCAGGAACAACACAGCAGUAGGCAACCUUAUCAGGGACCUGACCGCCGGUGGCGGGGUCCAGCAGGUCGCCCGCAGGUUUCCUUUCCCGUGGCCAGUCCUAGGACCGUGAGGAAUGUAACUUUGGUCUAG